Messenger RNA from Globicephala melas (long-finned pilot whale), 2265 nucleotides. It is a transcript of the gene NSRP1, whose product is annotated as nuclear speckle splicing regulatory protein 1. The record is from RefSeq and is a predicted model, not a curated record. Gene Ontology annotation, biological process: regulation of alternative mRNA splicing, via spliceosome. Lineage: Eukaryota; Metazoa; Chordata; Mammalia; Artiodactyla; Delphinidae.
UCUCCCCGGUUGGAUGCUUUCAGGGGCAAUGAGAAGAGAGACAAUUCCUGGCUUUCUUAGAGGGCCUUGUUCUACUUGGCAGGUCAAGUUCUGAUUACCGCCCUCCCUUCUCGGUUUAGGACUGUUGUGCUGAGAAGCCACAGAAAAGGGUAUGGGCUUACUUUGCCAAAGAAAGCACAGCAGUUGCACCCUGUUUUGCAAAAACCUUCAGUGUUUGGGAAUGAUUCUGAUGAUGAUGAUGAGACCUCCGUGAGUGAAAGCCUUCAGAGAGAAGCUGCUAAGAAGCAAGCAAUGAAACAGACCAAACUUGAAAUCCAAAAGGCCCUUGCAGAAGAUUCUACUGUAUAUGAAUAUGACAGUAUUUAUGAUGAAAUGAAGAAAAAAAAGGAAGAAAGUAAUCCAAAAUUGCUUUUGGGAAAAGACCGAAAGCCCAAGUACAUUCACAACUUACUAAAAGCAGUUGAGAUCAGAAAAAAGGAACAGGAAAAAAGAAUGGAAAAGAAAAUACAAAGAGAACGAGAAAUGGAAAAGGGAGAAUUUGAUGAUAAAGAGGCAUUUGUAACAUCUGCUUAUAAGAAAAAACUGCAAGAGAGAGCUGAAGAGGAAGAAAGAGAAAGGAGGGCUGCUGCACUUGAAGCACGUUUGGAUGUAACCAAGCAGAGCGAUCUCAGUGGAUUUUAUAGGCACCUAUUAAAUCAAGCAGUUGGUGAAGAGGAAGUACCUACAUGCAGCUUUCGUGAAGCCAGGUCUGGGAUAAAAGAAGAGAAAUCAAAGGGAUAUUCCGAUGAAGUAAGUUCAGAAGACAGAACAAUACCUCAUGAGAACUGCAUUCGCCAAACAGUUGUGAAAGUAGAGGAAAACCCAGAUGCAGACAGUGACUUUGAUGCUAAGAGCAGUGAGGAUGAUGAAAUGGAAGAAGAUAAUAAAGUGAACUGCAGAAGGGAAAAGGGCACAGAGACCUUAAAAAAUGACUCCAGGCAUCACAGAAGUCAUACCCACUCACGGUCAUCUAGUGAAGAAAGAGAGCAUGGUACCAAAUACCACACAAAAAGUUCCAAGUCAAGAGGACAUGAGAAAAGGGAAGAUCAGCACCAAGAGAGACAAUCCAGGGAGGACAACUAUUACACUGACCGUGAUUACCAAAAAGAAAAGAAGGAUUCCCAUAGGCACAGAGAGGCCAGUUACAGAGAUUCACACUGGAAGAGGCAUGAACAAGAAGAUAGACUGAGGGGAAGAGACCAGAGAGAAAGAAAUGAUAGGGAAUGGAAAAGGGAGAAAGACAGGGAGAAAUACCCCUCAAGAGAACAAGAAAGAGACAGACAACGAAAUGAUUAUGACCAACACAUUGAGAAAGGAGGAGAGAAGGAAGAGAAAAGCAAAGAAAAGGAAGAGCAUAUGAAAGCAAGGAAAGAAAGAUAUGAAAACAGUGAUAAAUACAGAGAUAGAGAAAACCGAGAAGUAAGUGUUCAAUCUUCAGAAAGAAAUCAAGAAAGAAAGGAAAGCCCAAAUUCUAGGGCAAAGGAUAGGUUUCUUAACCAGGAAAGAGCCAAUAAAAUGAGAAACAUGGAAAAGGACAAAGAAAGAAACCCAGAGAAACCCUCUAGUUCUGAAACAUCACUGGGAGCAAAACACAGAUACACAGAGAAAUGCCAAGGGAGUGGCAAAGAACAAGAGACACCACACGAGACAGUGAACAAGUUUGCAAAGCGGAGCAACGAAGAAACUGUAAUGUCAGCGAGAGACAGAUACUUGGCCCGGCAAAUGGCACGGGUUAAUGCAAAGACAUAUAUUGAGAAAGAAGAUGAUUGAUAACUGCCCCAAUAGGAAGACCUAUGGAAACACAGAAAAUUAUAAUUCCUGGAAAAUGUUGAGUGAACACAUAAAGGAGUGUGUUAACAGUGGUUGGGAGGGUAUUUUAAAAUAUAUUUUCAAAAUUCAUUUUUGGUUUAGGUUUAAGUCAGAAGUCAAUCCUUUUAUCUUGAAUGUUUAACUAAAUUAAUAUAUAAUAUUUACUUAUCAAUACCACAUUCUUGGUUAUAUUCAAACAACCUAAAGAGAGUGCUGAAUCCCCGUAAGUACUUAAUGAGGAAAAUUGCCUCCACUACAACCAUUAAAAAAUAAUUUAAAUAACUCUUCUAUGUUGCAUUUGUUGCAGGAGCUGUUUGUUUUAUAAAUGUCAUGUUUCAGAUAAAAAUAUGUGGAUUUGAACAGAGAAUAUUGUUUUACUUUAUGUUCUAAAAUUUGUAUUAAAGUGUAAAAUACAGA